AUGCGUCCUCAAUCUGUUCUGGCAGUCAUUGCCUCAGUCGUCUGCUCUGCGGCUGCGGUUCCUGCUGAAGACCAUCCGGAGUCUGCCUUUUCUGGUCCUUUCAAUAUCACCAAUGCAGCGGAGACGGACUCAUUGUUCGCUCUCGACAAGCGAGACGACUGCGGCACCAAUGGUCCCCUAUUCAGCAAGGACAGCAUCAACAACCUCAUUCGGGACCUUCAGAACAACAACCCGGAUGGGAUGACUUACGUCCCUCACAACAACCUCGUGAGCUGGUCAAACGGCGACGCUCAGGUUUGCGUCAAGAACACUUAUGCUUUUGAGAACACCCACGUCAAACGGUGGGAAGUUGGUUGGGCUGUUGGGUACAUCCGCGAUAUGUGCUGCACUGCUUCGGGGAACCCACAAUGCGAGGGAGGUCAGGCUUUGGCUCAUGGUGACAGUGGUCUGGCACUUGUUGUGUAUCUGCGCUCCAAGUCUCGCAGUUGUGGCGCAAACACGAACUAA
This is a messenger RNA of Colletotrichum navitas, 507 nucleotides long. RefSeq lists its product as uncharacterized. The record is from RefSeq and is a predicted model, not a curated record. Lineage: Eukaryota; Fungi; Ascomycota; Sordariomycetes; Glomerellales; Glomerellaceae. The transcript is spliced from 3 exons. The coding region runs from base 1 to 507 and encodes 168 amino acids.